AUGUCCGCACCCCAGGUUCAUUCACGCCGUCGACCUCUUCAGCAUAAGAACCUCCCCCAUCUUUCGAUUACUUCUUCGUCCUCUACUUCAGAUCAGUCGUCAUCCGACUCAACAUGUCGCUUAACGCCCCAUAGCAUGAAGUUGAAGAAAGGUGCCACCUUCCACUCUCCAACGACCCCGCCGUCUGAGGACUCUGAUCCAAUCUUCAACAUCCACUCGCUGCUUCGACGCUCUCCUACCUGUCCCAAGGCUCUGGAGGAUGUCAUUGCGGCCGGUGUAGGACGAAGGGCCGUGUUCUUAGACAAGUUCGAGCGUAGCCCUUAUGGUCUCGGAAGCGACCUUUCUGCUCCUCGGUUGGACAACACUCUCUGUGAUAACGACUCGCCUGUUCCGCGUGGAAUGCCGGAGGCCCGAAUGACUAACACUGACCCUAUGAACGACGUAGACUCAAUACAGAAAGAUAAAGCUUUCAAACCUGUCCGCGAUCAGGAUCGGCGCCGUCGUCUUUCCUGUGAUAGUGGUAUCGGUUCGUCCAUCAGCGGUGCUAGCAUGUCUUCCUCUGUCGAUACACGCGAACAAGUUCGCAAAGCUACUCAUUCCUUCCAAGAGGAGGGUAAAAUUGUCUCAACCCAAUCUGCCAUUACUAGAUCUAUUUCAUCUACCACUGCCUUAGCUCAAAUCCCCAGCUUUAGCGUUACUGCUCGCAAGCACAUCGAUCGCUUUAUUCUCGUUCCUAUUCUUCGUGAAAAACGUCUCUCCCCAUUCCAUCCCUUAAUCCGUAGCGUACCCCAGCGGAUUGAGAGCAAAGAGAUCGCCUGUCUUCGAGAUCUUGAAAAGACCAUUCUUUUCCUAGCCCCGGUGAGUCAGAUUCGCAACCCUCAUAAUGUACCGGACGUUGCUUAUACCAUCAAUCUUCAUUUAAAGCGGUACACCCAAUCCAAAGCAGUCUACCUUGGAUUCUGUGAAUUUACCAUCCAGUGCCUUCAUACUACGGUUGGGUACUUGAAUGACCGCGAUCAACGACGGCCAUCCGAUCGUCCGUAUACCAACGGCUAUUUCCUUGAUCUCGUCGAACAGAUGCGACAGUACGCUGCUCUGGUCGGUGCUACUCGAGAAAGGCAGGGCCCUCGCCCCCGCUCGAGAAUAGCAGAGAAUAACAUGGAAUAUUCAUCUGAUGAGGAAGUCACCCUUGAAGGCGGCUUGGGUGCAACCGGACGCCCCGCUGAAUUAGUCCGACGAAAGAAGGAUAAGCAAGCUAUCUCCCUUCGUACUGGAAACCCGUACGAUGAAAAGGCAUCGCCUGCUGUCCCAAUCAUGAAACGCUCCCUGAGCAUGGAAUCAUGCGAUGACGGCGUUGCUCGUUCGAUGGCUCGACGAAAGAAAAAUGCCCCCCCUCUUGACAUUAACCAGAAAUGCAAAGACUGCGAUAAAGUGUUCAAGAGACCCUGCGAUCUUACUAAACAUGAGAAAACUCAUUCGAGGCCAUGGAAAUGUGCAGAGAAGUCAUGCAAAUAUUUCGAAAUCGGCUGGCCAACUGAGAAAGAGAGAGACCGUCAUGUGAAUGACAAGCACUCCAAAUCCCCGCCCUUGUUCAAAUGCCACUUUUCUCCUUGUACCUACCAGUCCAAGCGCCAGAGCAAUUGCAAGCAGCAUAUGGAAAAAGCACACGGGUGGGUGUAUAUUCGAUCCAAGAACAACGGCAAAAGCGGCAGCCGAGUGUCGGGAUCAACGUCAGGCCAGCCCACUCCUCGGACCCCUAAUAUCCAAACUCCCAAUUCAGGAGUUAUGGAUUUACCAACUCCUCAGAGCCAUCCGGGCCGGUCCCCUUAUGCACCCAAUGUCUCGCCUUACGAUCAGAGCUUGCAGUAUACCGGCCCUUCUGGCGGUUACCCACUAGAUGACAUGAUGGAUCCACACAAUCAUGACUUCCAACUGUUCCCGGAUUCAACCACAAACAACAACCUUUUUGAUGACUUCGAUAUCAACAACCCAUUUGCACCACAAUUGGACUUCAGCGCCUUCCAGGCCAGUUUGGAAGCUGGUGAUCCAAAUGAAUAUGUCCCAAGCCUGGACAUGCACAUUCCCUCCGUGCCCUCCAGCGCAACCACACCUGAUGGAACCGGGCCUAUGGGACCUGGUACCCUGACGGACGAAUCGCCCUUCGAACCCACACAUCCAACCCCAAAUUUCAACGUCGACUUCGACAAUCUUGACAAUGAGUACACAGUCAUGAACAUGCAGUUACUCACGCCCGCGCAAUCCGUCGAGGUGCACGGAUUGCGCUCCUUUUCGCGGAAUCCAUCUCCAACAUGCCCGGAGCCGCAACAGAAGACCAACGUCAACCAUAACUUCUCUCCUGCCGGCCAGGGUAAUUUGAUGCUCUAUUCGCCCAACUCCCAGGAGCGGGAACGAGAUUUGGAUUUGGAUUUGGAUAUCGAUAUGGAUGAAGGGUUUCACGAUGGUUUUGACAAUUAUCAUAAUCACAACAGCCAUAUUGGCAUGGGCAAGCCGAAUGGUGAUUUUACACUCUUUGAAAGUCCAUCUACUACGUCAAUUGACGGUAUUAGCAAGCAUGCAAAUUUCGACCACAGCCUGGGGUCGCAGCAGAAUGUUCACAAUUUCCCGGCACUUGACAGUUUCGCCAAUGGCGAUGGCGGACACUUCGCGGAUUCUGAUGCAGCAAGAGGGUGGCCUGCUGAUCAGAUUGAUCCGAUGGAUUUGCAUAGGGAUGUUGAUGAGUAUAUUAUGGGUGGUUUCUAA
Messenger RNA from Histoplasma mississippiense, 2760 nucleotides. RefSeq lists its product as hypothetical. Bases 1 to 2760 code for a protein of 919 amino acids. The transcript has 4 exons. The record is from RefSeq and is a predicted model, not a curated record. NCBI's taxonomy places the organism in Eukaryota, Fungi, Ascomycota, Eurotiomycetes, Onygenales, Ajellomycetaceae.